Vanderwaltozyma polyspora DSM 70294 is the source of this 1452-nucleotide messenger RNA. It is a transcript of the gene SLM5, whose product is annotated as asparagine--tRNA ligase SLM5. Gene Ontology annotation, biological process: asparaginyl-tRNA aminoacylation. The record is from RefSeq and is a predicted model, not a curated record. Lineage: Eukaryota; Fungi; Ascomycota; Saccharomycetes; Saccharomycetales; Saccharomycetaceae. The coding region runs from base 1 to 1452 and encodes 483 amino acids. The transcript has a single exon. Gene Ontology annotation, molecular function: ATP binding; nucleic acid binding; asparagine-tRNA ligase activity. Gene Ontology annotation, cellular component: mitochondrion.
AUGUUUGGCCGUUUGCUUUGUAGGAGGUAUCACGUUAAUUCUCUAAAAUCUCUCUAUGGUCAAGUUGAUUCGUUACCUAGCAAAGUAUCAAAUAUCAAUGGUUGGAUUAAAUCGGUGAGACUAUUGAAAAAAGUUGCAUUCAUUGAUAUACAAGAUGGUACUAUAUUGAAAGAAUUAAAAAUAGUCGUUCCAUUCGAUUCUCAAAGUAAUUUAUCCUCUGAAGUUGCUACAUUUUUGAAGAGUUUAAGAACUGGCCAAAGUAUUGCAAUAAAAGAUGCCAAGUUAGUGGAAACUGAAGGUAGAGAACAACGGUUUGAAUUGAACAUUACUGAUCCAAUAGACAAUAUUUCAAUAAUUGGUAAUGUCUCCGAAUCAUAUCCAUUGCAGAAGAAGUAUCAUUCAUUGCCUUAUCUCAGGACAUUGCCAACAUUAAAGCAUAGAACAUCAUAUUUGGGUUCGUUGCUGAGGUUUAGAUCUGAAUUAGAAUAUAAUAUGGCCACUUUCUUCAAACUGAAUCAAUUUACAAAGGCAUCACCACCAAUUUUAACCGGAAGUGAUUGUGAAGGUGCUGGUGAAUUAUUUAGGGUCGAAGCAAAUGGUUAUGUUGAAAAGAAGCAACAUUAUUUUGGGAAACCAACUUAUCUAACAGUAUCUUUGCAAUUACAACUAGAAAUAUUAGCAAUGGCAUUUUCGAGAGCUUGGUCUCUUUCUCCAUGUUUUAGAGCUGAAGAAAGUGACACUAACCGUCAUUUGAGUGAAUUUUGGAUGAUGGAGGCAGAAUGGUGUUUUACAAAAGAUACAAAAGAGUUGACCACUUUUGUAAAAGAUAUGAUUCAAUAUAUUACUCGUGAAUCAUAUAAAAACUUUGAUGAUUUCAUUCCUAAGAAUAUACCUGAAAACUGUCUACCAAGAAAUGAGCUAUUAGAAAGGUGGGAAACAUUAUUAAGAGAUGAAUCAUGGAAUACUAUCACAUACACAGAGGCAAUUGAAAUCCUGCAAAAGAGGGAUAAAGAGGUACCUUUCCCAAAUUACAGACCUAUUUGGGGGGAAGCUUUACAAUCUGAGCAUGAGAGAUGGCUAUCAGAAUCGUAUUUUAAAGGUCCUACGUUUGUAACUGACUAUCCUCGUGAUUGCAAAGCAUUCUAUAUGAAAUUGAAUCCUGAUGGACAGACAGUUGCAUGUUUUGAUUUAUUAGUUCCUGGGAUUGGUGAGAUUGUUGGUGGCAGUAUAAGAGAGGAUAAUUUCGAACUAUUAUCCAAGGAGGUGUCUCGACGUCAAAUGAAUAAAAAUGGCGAAUUGGACUGGUACCUAUCAUUAAGAAAAGAAGGAAGUGUCCCACAUGGUGGAUUUGGAUUGGGUUUAGAAAGAUUUGUAUCCUAUCUAUACGGUAACCAUAAUAUUAGAGAUGCGAUCCCAUUUUAUAGAGCCGCAUCUGGUAAUAUUGACCUAUAA